ACCACUGCACACAAUGCUUUUCCUCCCAGCUGCUGCUCUGUGCUGUCUGUGUUCAGCGCUGGUUGCCAUGGCAGCACAGCUGAUUCAGGAGGAUUUAACAUUGACCAGGAGAGCUGGUGGAAAUGUUUCCUUCAGCUGUCGAGGAACGGACCAGUGUGACAGUAGUUAUGUAUUCUGGUACCAGAAGAAAGACACAGAAACAUUCAAAAGGAUUCUUUUUAUUGAGGAUAAUGGUAACGUAGGUAAAGGUUACAAUCACCCUCAGGAAGAUGAUUUCUCAUCUGUAAAGACACAGAACGGCUGGGAGUUGCAGAUCCAGACAGUUAAACCCUCACAUUCAGCCACCUACUACUGUAACUGUGCGAAACUUGAGUUGUACGGUAUUGCUGGCUCUGGCACUAAACUGUUUGUAACAGAUGAGCAGGUAGUGAAGCCCGUGGUGAGCGUGUACCCAGCAGCAUCCAGAGCCCACCUGGAGGGGAAGAGCUCCCUGCUGUGUCUGGCCUCAGCCAUGUCUCCUCCUCUGGUCCAGUUCUCCUGGAAAAGACAGAAGAAGAACGGCCCGCCGGAGGUUCUGACCCCUGCUGAGUUUGAGCAGCUGGAGCUCAGAGAGCCGGGACGCAGCGCCUCCAUCCUGCUGCUCCAUCAGCAAGAGAACAGCGCAUAUAAAUACCACUGCUACGUCAAGCACGAGGGGGGCACAGUGGAGGCCCAAACAGGUAAUGAAGGCUUGGUGACUGUGUUCAGCAGUGAUUCAGCUUCAUCUGGAGACGCUGUCAGAGAGAAGGUUUCUACUGUUACUCUGCCAACACCAGCUCCACCACUUCCUGUCCCGUCUCAGUACCAGGUGCUGCUGCUCUGUGUGCUGUACACAGUGCUGAUAGUGAAGAGUCUGGUGUACUGCUGUGGACUCUCUCUGCUGAUGAUCCUCAGAAACAAGGGACCGUCCACCAACUGCACACAUGCUGACUGACUGUUUCCUGCUCGCCGUUUCUCACCAUCACAUCUCAUCAAUUCAUCUCAUUCAUCACUUUGAUCAGUCUUCAUAAAUGUCACUUAUGACGUGUUGUGCUUGUUUUUACAUUUUCUCUCUUUAUGCACAAGUUAGAUACAGUUGUGCUAAAUAUAUAAAUACAUAUAUACUCAUUUAUAUUUACAAAUAAAAUCUUAACAGUUACUUUUUUAGCUUUGGUUUGUUUUGUUUCCAACUAUAAACUUUGAUUUGUAUUGUAGGAAAUAUAAAAAUAAAUGUAGAAAAUAUAACUCAGUUUUUAGUAUUUUUCAAACCUUUAUUGUGUUUAUUGU
Scomber scombrus (Atlantic mackerel) is the source of this 1305-nucleotide messenger RNA. Its product is annotated as immunoglobulin lambda-1 light chain-like. The coding region runs from base 14 to 973 and encodes 319 amino acids. The transcript has 5 exons. Lineage: Eukaryota; Metazoa; Chordata; Actinopteri; Scombriformes; Scombridae. The record is from RefSeq and is a predicted model, not a curated record.